AUGGAGGAGGACAAGCCGGACCAAGACCUGGCAGCCAACCCGGCCUUGGCCUGCGAGGACCAGGACGGCGAGGUGGUGUCAUCCGCGGCCACGUCCUCCACUGCGUCCCCUGGUGCUGUUCCGAACGCCGAGGUGUCCUGCGCCGAACCGGCCCCUCAGAUCCAUCACAACAAGCCAUUCACGCUGCGCAUCUUCGGGAGGAGAAUGACUCUGCUCCUCUGUAUCAUGGGGAACCACUCGCUGACUUAG
Molecule: messenger RNA, 249 nt
Organism: Knipowitschia caucasica
Lineage: Eukaryota; Metazoa; Chordata; Actinopteri; Gobiiformes; Gobiidae
Source: the annotation of a GenBank genome assembly